AUGGAGCCAGUACAUGUGUCAACCUCGUCAAAGGUCUUAUUCCAGAAAGUGCGCAAGAUUGUGCCUCCUCUGGUAGACAAAUUUCACAAAGGACAGCAUGGACGUGUCGCGGUUAUCGGAGGCUCUUUGGACUAUACAGGAGCUCCUUACUUCUCAUCGAUGGCAUCGGCGCGAUUAGGUAUGUUCCUCAGUCACGUCAUUUGCGAGAGAUCUGCAGCUACGGUUAUCAAGUCCUACUCUCCGAAUCUCAUGGUUCACCCAUUACUUCCAAGCACCGAAUCGGUCAAGAACCCCGAGUCCAUCGACGCUCCCGCGCUUGCUAGUCCCAUUAUUGCGAUGCUCCCUCGCUUGAAUGCCAUAGUGAUUGGUCCGGGGCUGGGUCGCGAUGGAGUCACUCUGAAAGUGGUGACAGAAGUCAUGAAGGAGGCGCGGUCUCGCUCGAUACCCUUUGUUCUAGAUGCAGACGGUCUGCUUCUAGUGACGGAGGAUCUUGAUCUAGUUAAGGGAUACAAAAACUGUAUCUUGACCCCUAAUGUCAUGGAGUUCAGCCGACUAGCCAAGGCACUCGGGAUUGACGUUCCCAGUCAAGCUCAAAUUGCCUCUGAGCCGGAUGAAGGAGACAAGACAAGCAAGGAAACUCGAGCUUGUGAGCAGCUUUCACAGGCCCUGGGUGGCGUGACUAUCAUUCAGAAGGGGCCACACGAUGUGAUUUCGAAUGGUGUGACGAGUAUCGUCUCUGAUCUAAAGGGUGGCUUGAAGCGCAGUGGCGGGCAGGGAGACACGCUCACGGGAUCAUUGGGCACACUGCUAGCCUGGAGGGCUGCUUACCACAACAAGCUCUGGGAUUCAGGCGAGCAGGAAAACCCGAAGGAGGCGCAGACGAAGCAGGAUGUAAUGACAGAGAUCGAAACACCCAACCUAAGAAUGUCGCCAGUCACAACCCUGCUUCUGGCUGCAUGGGCAGGCAGCGGAAUCACUCGAGAGUGCUCUCGGCGAGCAUUCAAUGCCAAGGGCAGAAGUUUGCAGGCCAGUGAUCUGACAGACGAGGUGUACGAGAGCUUUUUGGCUUUGAUUGGUGAACCGGAGGGUUCGAAAACCCAUCUGUAG
Aspergillus clavatus NRRL 1 is the source of this 1107-nucleotide messenger RNA. Its product is annotated as ATP-dependent (S)-NAD(P)H-hydrate dehydratase. Gene Ontology annotation, biological process: metabolite repair. The transcript is spliced from 5 exons. The record is from RefSeq and is a predicted model, not a curated record. Bases 1 to 1107 code for a protein of 368 amino acids. NCBI's taxonomy places the organism in Eukaryota, Fungi, Ascomycota, Eurotiomycetes, Eurotiales, Aspergillaceae. Gene Ontology annotation, molecular function: ATP-dependent NAD(P)H-hydrate dehydratase activity.